Molecule: messenger RNA, 2434 nt
Organism: Marmota monax (woodchuck)
Lineage: Eukaryota; Metazoa; Chordata; Mammalia; Rodentia; Sciuridae
Gene: Anp32a
Product: acidic nuclear phosphoprotein 32 family member A
Exons: 8
Coding region: 519-1274 (251 amino acids)
Biological process (GO): nucleocytoplasmic transport; regulation of apoptotic process
Cellular component (GO): nucleus; perinuclear region of cytoplasm
Molecular function (GO): histone binding
Source: RefSeq, a predicted model, not a curated record
UGAUGUCUGCCUAGAUACUAACUUUCAUGGCAGUGUCUGGCAAGAGCUGCCCUGGAAGCCAGCUUUGACCUUUGGAGUACAUCGCAUGAUGUUUUCCAAGCUGACUAUAUACUGCCUAAUUGGGUCUAAGUAGCUCGAUAUUAACUCCAGUGUAUGCAGGCUAAUCUCGGAUUCAUAGGCAGAAAAUUGAGAUCUCCUUAUAGUUGUGAUCAGUUGAAUUUUGUUACUGGUGCUGUUGAUGAUGGCAGUUUGAUUCUGGAGGAUCCAUGAUGAAAUUAAGCUGGGCUUUGGAACCGCAGAGACCUGGGUUUGAAUCCCCUGACAUUGAGGUUGGAGGAGCAGUUACCCACCUUUCUGAAGUUUGAUUUCUUGUAAAAUGGAAUUGUAAUCCUGUUUAAUCACCUCUUGUGCCUGAGGUACUGAGAAGGAAUGGAUAGAAGAUGCCAGGCUGAUGGGAGGAGGAAGUAAAUUCAAGGGGACAAAUCCUCAUUCCAGUAAGGGCAUCCUGUACUUUAAAGAUGGCAAAACACAGACCCAGUUUCCUCUCUGUGCUGCUGCUGCACCACCAGCCUCUCAAGGUGAAAGAACUUGUCCUGGACAAUUGUCGGUCGAAUGAAGGCAAAAUUGAAGGCCUCACAGACAAAUUUGAAGAACUGGAAUUCCUAAGUACAAUCAACGUAGGCCUCACCUCAGUCGCCAACUUACCAAAGUUAAACAAACUUAAGAAGCUCGAACUAAGCGAUAACAGAAUCUCAGGGGGCCUGGAAGUAUUGGCAGAAAGGUGUCCGAACCUUACGCAUCUAAAUUUAAGUGGCAACAAAAUCAAAGACCUCAGCACAAUAGAGCCACUGAAGAACUUAGAGAACCUCAAGAGCUUAGACCUUUUCAAUUGUGAGGUAACCAACCUGAACGACUACCGAGAAAACGUGUUCAAGCUCCUCCCACAGCUCACAUAUCUUGAUGGCUAUGACCAGGACGACAAGGAGGCCUCCGACUCCGAUGCUGAGGGCUAUGUGGAGGGUCUGGAUGAUGACGAGGAGGAUGAGGAUGAGGAGGAGUAUGAUGAAGAUGCUCAGAUAGUGGAAGAUGAGGAAGACGAAUAUGAAGAGGAGGAAGGGGAAGAGGAGGAUGUGAGUGGAGAGGAGGAGGAGGAUGAAGAAGGUUAUAACGACGGGGAAGUCGACGAUGAGGAAGAUGAGGAAGAACUUGGCGAAGAAGAAAGGGGUCAGAAGCGAAAACGAGAACCUGAAGAUGAGGGAGAAGACGAUGACUAAGUGGAAUAACCUAUUUUGAAAAAUUCCUAUUGUGAUUUGACUGUUUUUACCCGUAUCCCCUCCCCUCCUCCAAAUCCUGUCCCCUGAAACUUAUUUUUUUCUGAUUGUAACGUUGCUGUGGGAAUGAGAGGGGAAAAGUGUACUGGGGGUUGCUGGGGGGGGGAGGGCGGGAGGGGGUGGAAUAAAAUACUAUUUUUACUGCCACUCUUUAUUUUUCCCCCUCCUUUUUCUUUGUGUCUGGUUUUGUCCCUGUAAAUGCAAUAGCUGAGUACACACCAAGUGAGCAUUUGUUCCUUACUCUCAAAGAGGAUGGUUUGGAGGUCUCUUACAUUUCCUGGUAUGUCCCAAGUCCCCAGAGUUGGUUUGAAAGCCAUGCUGGCCUCAGUCUGGUCACUCAGAUCCUGGGAGAGGCUGAAUACCAGCUACACCGCUAACUCUUGCUUUGGCUCAUGUGAUUUCUGUGUUUCUUGGGCCUGCUAGAGGCAUCCAGCGCCCUGGUUUGUAAAUAGCAACCUAAAGGCGUAUUUUGGCACUGGUUUGGGGACAUUCCCCAUCUCUCAUCCCUUUUUCCCCUUCACAGAUGGUGGUGGGCUUCGCUUUUCAAAGAGGACUCGGUGGUACUCUUGAGCUGUGAGCCCUCAAGCGGAGAACAGCAGGCUUAUGAAUAAUAAGUGAAAUGGGUUUGGUGAUUAUAAUUAGAAGAAACAAACCCUCAAACUUCAGCCUCUUUAAAAGAAAAAAAAAAACUGUCCUAUCUUGUUCUGUAAAAUAUUAGAACGCUUUGUUUUAUGAAAAUGACAGGAUAAUUCUUCCACGUGUACUUCCGUGCUUAGAACAUUUUUACAGACCUGAGCGCUGGAGACGUGGCUGCAUGUCGGCUGGGUUUUUUUCAUACACCCAAGCACGGAAAAACUAAUGCAAAAUUGUAUUUUCUUACCUAGUGGAAGUCUGAAAUGACUGCAAAUUCCUAGUGAAUGUACAGGUUUGCUUUCGUGUCCCUCUUCUGGAUUGCUUUAGAAGUGACGUGUUAUUUCCUAACCCAUGUUUCAUCUGUAUAAAAGAACAUCUGCACCAGUUUUUCUCCUGCCCCUCAGAAGAGCCAAACUUUGAGUUUUAUGUCUGUUUGUCAUUGAUAAAUUUCAAUAAAUCUUUUUAUACAA